GAGCCAGUAGAGUUAAAAGAAGAUCCAAUAAUGGCCGACUCAUACACCACAACAUGACAUUCUUGCCGUGCUCUUCCGGCGUCUUACGGAGGACCUACCUACCGAUUAUGGAACUCCAACUGAUUCUAACUGUCGUCUUCGUCGUCGUUUCUGCAACCGUCGCCGCCGAUUACGUUCGCCCUCUGCCUCGCAAAGCCCUUCAGUUUCCAUGGGAUUCGAAGCCCGCCUCCUAUCCUCAGCAGGUGCACAUUUCAUUGGCAGGAGACAAGCACAUGAGAGUUACCUGGAUAACUGAUGAUGAUUCAUCACCUUCAAUGGUAGAAUAUGGGACAAUACCUCGGAGAUAUGACAAUUUAGCUGAAGGAGAGAGCAAUUCUUAUAGUUAUCUCUUUUAUAGCUCUGGAAAGAUACACCACACCGUAAUUGGGCCCUUGGAGGAUAACUACUUUUAUAGGUGUGGUGGACAAGGUCCUGAGUUCCAGCUUAAAACACCUCCUGCUCAGUUACCGAUUACUUUUGCUGUGGCUGGGGAUCUGGGUCAAACUGGUUGGACUAAAUCAACAUUAGAUCACAUUGGUCAAUGCAAGUAUGAUAUACACCUGCUUCCAGGAGACCUUUCAUAUGCCGAUUAUAUCCAACACCGAUGGGACACAUUUGGCAAGCUGGUGGAGCCUCUUGCUAGCAUGAGGCCAUGGAUGGUGACACAAGGGAACCAUGAAAAGGAGAGUAUACCAUUGCUAAAGGAUGGGUUUGAAUCAUAUAAUGCCAGAUGGAAGAUGCCAUUUGAGGAAAGUGGGUCAAGCUCAAAUCUCUAUUAUUCUUUUGAAGUGGCAGGUGCCCAUAUUAUCAUGCUUGGCUCCUAUGCAGACUCCUACAAAUACUCAGAGCAAUAUAGAUGGCUGAAGAUGGAUCUGUCAAAGGUUAACAGGAAAAGUACACCUUGGUUGAUCGUGUUAUUUCAUGUGCCAUGGUAUAACAGUAACACAGCUCAUCAGGGUGAAGGGGAUAAUAUGAUGGCAGUUAUAGAGCCAUUACUUUACGCUGCUAAUGUUGAUUUAGUCUUUGCUGGUCAUGUACAUGCUUACGAACGCUCGAAACGGGUGAAUAAUGGAAGAUCAGAUCCAUGUGGUCCCGUGCAUAUAACUAUUGGUGAUGGAGGAAAUAGAGAAGGCUUAGCUUCUAGGUACAUAAACCCACAACCAGAGUGGUCAGAAUUCCGAGAAGCCAGUUUUGGUCAUGGUGAGCUCAAGAUAGUAAAUUCCACUCACGCCUUCUGGAGUUGGCACCGGAACGAUUAUGAUGAGGCGGUAAAAUCUGAUGAAAUCUGGAUAACCUCUUUGGCUGGCUCAGGAUGUGUUGAACAGAAGAGAUAUGAACUCAGAAACAUGCUCAUGACACCUUAGAAUAUAAGGUCUGUUUCUGGCAUCCCUCAACUAGAGAGGUUGAUAAUGGAACAAAAAUGUAUACCUUGUUGCCACUAGCUAGCUAAUUGAGUGGGUUAGGUUUCUGUUCUGAAUUUUAGUACUUUGCUGCAUGGUAAUGCUUUUGUAUUUACUCAAGGCCUGAUAGUUGUCUCAUGUAAGUAAUGGUUUUGUUUGCAUUCUCCCAACAAGAGUUGUUUUCUAUGUAAGUAAAAGCUUAUUGCUUAUGUAGUGACCUAUUUCUUAGGUAGAAAUUUAGAUUUGAAUCUAACAUCGUGCACAUCGGUGCUGCGUUUUGUGCGAAA
This is a messenger RNA of Prosopis cineraria, 1726 nucleotides long. Its product is annotated as purple acid phosphatase 18-like. The record is from RefSeq and is a predicted model, not a curated record. Gene Ontology annotation, molecular function: metal ion binding; acid phosphatase activity. Lineage: Eukaryota; Viridiplantae; Streptophyta; Magnoliopsida; Fabales; Fabaceae.